CAUUUAUAACAUUUAUAACAUUUAUGUUCUGGGAAACUUCAACUCUCUACUUUGCGAAAACCACCAAAUCACAUACAAACAGCCUUCAAUAUGCCCGCCUCCCUCGGAAAACGAAAGCGCACAUCCGCUACUAUUCCAAUCAGCUCGAAACUUUUAAAAGUCUCUAAAACUACGCCCAUAAUACCAGAACCUAUACCCGAACCACAGUCAGAAGAAGAAGCUUCCGAUAGCUCUCCCGAUGACGACGAUGAUGAAGAUGACGAAGACGAUACAGAACCCCUCGAUUCCCAAGAAAUAUUCCGUCGUCACUUCGAAGCACAGUUUAAACCACUUACUCGUACAGUUAUAAAAUCUAAAGCUAGUCAAACAAUCGAUGAUGCAGAAAAUGAGGAGGUAGACGAUUGGGAAGGCUUAUCGGAGAAUUCCUCAGGAGACGACGAAGAGCAGGAAAACGGGGUACAAAUAGUCGAACAUGUAAAGAAAGUCGAUUCACGGAUCGCAGGGAUGAGUAAAGCGGAAUUGAGAGCAUUCAUGGUACACACAUCCAAUCCCCCCUCUAGUAUCUAGUAUCUACCAAACAUCUCCAAGAACUAACCUCUCGUCCACACAGUCCUCCAAAAUCCCCAAAUCGCUGCCCACACCCUCCCUCUCCAAACUCCAAGAACCAAUCCCCGGCUCCGCAGACGACCCCGGCGCAACCGAAGCACUGAAUCUGAAAAAUGAUCUUGCGCUCCAACGACUCCUCGAUGAAUCGCACCUCUUAACUUCCUCUUCCUCUUCCUCAUCUGCUAAUUCUCAUUUAAGCCAUACGUUACAAGGGAAAAAUCGUUUAAAAGCCUUGGAUUUACGUGUGCAGGCAUUAGGUGGGAAGACUAGUAUCCAUAAACAAGAAAGUAUGCCGAUGGCGAUGCGGAAGGGAAUAGUCAAGAAGGCGGAAGAGAAAGAGGAGAGGAGGAGGAGAGAGGCGAGGGAGAAUGGAGUCGUGCUUGAGACGAAAGGUGGGAGGGGAGGGGGAAGUGGUGGGAGGGAAAGAAGAAAGGAGAGGAGUGGAGGGAGGACUUUGAUGGGGAGGUGUGGGAAGAAUGAGAUGUGGAUUGAGUUGAGGAAGAGUGAUGUUAGGGAUUGAGGGAAAGAGAGGUGGAGGAAGGAUGGGAAGAAUGGAGAAAGGAAACAUCAGACAAAG
Molecule: messenger RNA, 1183 nt
Organism: Sclerotinia trifoliorum
Lineage: Eukaryota; Fungi; Ascomycota; Leotiomycetes; Helotiales; Sclerotiniaceae
Source: the annotation of a GenBank genome assembly